AUGGGCACAUUGGUACUCUUGCGCACCGUCGGAAGAAGCUUUCACGUUACGAGUCCGCCACAACUUGCCUGGCUCGUCGCCGGCUACUCCCUGACCGUUGGAACCUUUAUCCUCUUCUCCGGCCGACUUGGCGACGUUUUCGGCCACAAGAGGAUGCUUCUCACCGGCUUCUCCUGGUUUUCUCUCUGGUCCCUCGUCGCCGGCCUGAGCGUGUACUCGAACUACAAGCUCGCCGUCUUCUCUCGCGUUCUCCAGGGCAUUGGCCCAGCAAUCUGUCUCCCCAACGCGCUCGCCAUCCUUGGCACAGCGUAUCCGCCAGGUCACCGGAAAGCGAUGGUCUUUGCCUUCUUCGGUGCCGUCGCUCCCAUCGGUGCCAUUUUCGGCGGCAUCUUUGCCUCACUACUGACCCUGGCCUGGUGGCCGUGGGCGCUAUGGGCGAUGUCCAUCUGGCUUGCCUUGCUGGCCGGAGCUGGUAACGUUGCGAUCCCUUCACUGCCGAAAACGUCGAGCCCUCGGCAAGAUUGGGCGUCUUGGAUCACUUUGUUGGAUCUGCCCGGCGCAUUUGUCGGUGUUGUUUCCCUCGUUCUCUUCAACUUUGCGUGGACUCAGGCACCGAUUGACGACUGGGGAACGCCAACCGUUCUCGCUCCCCUCGUUCUUGGCAUCGUCCUGUUUGCUCUGUUUCUCGUUAUCGAGAUGAGGUGGAGCCCGAUGCCACUGCUUCCCUUCGAUGCCAUCAACGCAGACGUCGCUUUUGUCUUGGCAACUGUAGGCUGUGGAUGGGCCACAUUUGGAGUCUGGACUCUGUACCUCGUUCAGAUCAUGCAAGAAAUCCAUCAACUGUCACCACUGAUCACGACUGUCUGGUUCUGCCCUGUCGCCGUUGCCGGGGCCGCCGCCGCCGUCUGUACGGGCAAGCUUCUUGGCCCUUGGCAGAUGAAGCCAGCGCUUGUCAUGACGCUCGCCAUGGCCGCUUUCACCACAGGCUCCAUUAUCACGGCCCUGGCGCCGACGGAUCAGAUAUACUGGGGACAAAUCUUCAUCUCCAUGGUCAUCAUGCCAUUUGGUAUGGACAUGAGCUUUCCGGCCGCGACACUGAUCCUAUCCAACGACGUAUCCAAGGAGCACCAGGGGAUCGGGGCGAGCCUCGUCAAUACGGUCGUCAACUACGGCAUCGCCUUGGGUGUCGGCUUCGCGGGCACCGUCGAGGUGCAAGUGAACGGAAAGGGCGAGUUGGUGGAAGAGAAAAUUCGCGGUUUCAAGGGCGCCCUGUACAUGGGCGUCGGCCUUGCCAGCCUCGGCCUGGCUGUGAGUCUGGUGUUUCUAGCAAGAGAGCUUUUCAAACCGACGCGGCCGAAUGGCUCUCUGCGACCGGCUGUACCAGCAUGA
Messenger RNA from Drechmeria coniospora, 1389 nucleotides. RefSeq names its product major facilitator superfamily transporter. Gene Ontology annotation, biological process: transmembrane transport. Gene Ontology annotation, molecular function: transmembrane transporter activity. Gene Ontology annotation, cellular component: membrane. NCBI's taxonomy places the organism in Eukaryota, Fungi, Ascomycota, Sordariomycetes, Hypocreales, Ophiocordycipitaceae. The transcript has a single exon. The record is from RefSeq and is a predicted model, not a curated record. The coding region runs from base 1 to 1389 and encodes 462 amino acids.